UUCUUAUUUUCCCUCUGUUUAACGCACAUAUGCCACUUUAAUGUUGAUUCACUAAAUUCCUAAUCUGAUUCAUAAGCAUUGCCACUCAAUUCCCACUUCCAUCCUUUUAUGUGUCAUGCUAGAUUCACAUAUCAAAAUAUGAAAUAGUUCAAUGAAUAAUGAUAUCAAGAAUUGGAAUGUUCAGGUUAGAUUCUAUAGGCCAGGGGAAACAAUAAGUUGGUGCUUGGUGGCAUGCUCAUCAAGUUGAGCAUGCUUGAUUGUGUUUGGAAAAUGCGUUGUUUAUCGAACCAACUCAUGUAGGAUAUGGCUGUACGAUUCACGAUGGAAAUGGUUUAAAGUAAUCAUUGUAACACCAUCGUUAUAUAUUACAUAAUAACAUGUACCGUUUUGUUAAAGUCCAUUUAUCUUUUGUUCAUAGGGUUGUCUAGGAGCAAUAGAUGGAGCUUACGUAGAAGUAACCGUACCCGAGUCCGAUCAACCAAGGUACCGGACAAGAAAGGGACAUAUAAUCACAAAUAAAUUAGGUGUGAGCACUUGUGGCAUGAAUGUUGUCUAUGUUUUUGCUAGUUGGGAAGGUUGAAAUACCGAUUCUAGGGUUAUACGGAUGUAGUUACUACUUAUUAGGCAAAAUAAAAUGAAGGUCCCGCCCAAUAAGCUAUACAAAAGGAAAUAACCGACUACAAAUAUUUGCUUACUUGAAUCAUUAUUAUUUGGGAGUUUUGAGAUACUAGGUGUCAUUUACAGGAAUGGGAAGACGUUGGUUUUGUACCUAGGAACGAGAAGGAAUACUUUCAUAUGAAGCACUUUAUGAGCUAGAAAUAUUAUUGAGAGAUGUUUUGGUAUCUCAAAGAAGUGUUGGGCUAUAUUAUGAAGUUCUUUCUAUCCAAUAAGAUUUCCAGGGUGAAUGGUCGUAUCAUGUGUUUCACUUCAUAAUUUUUUUAUUAGGGCGUAAGAGACUAUUGAUCCUUAGGAAAAUAUAACAAUCAUACUUGAUGAUAUGCUUAUUGGGGAAGAUCAACCAAAUGAGUUUGACUCCAUUAAUGUUGUUGAGGCAAGUGAUAAAUGGUUUCAGUGGAGAGAUGGUUUAGCCCAAGAGAUGUUUGAAUCUUGGAUAUUAAACAAAGUUAGAUUUGAAUUUCUGAUAUUGUUAUUGUAUUUUGGAUGACAAACAAAGUGGCAGCUCUGGACUCCGAUUCUCUAUCAUCGCAUUGAAAAAUCGAAGUCUCAACUCUCAAAUUCGUUGUCUCGCAUUGUCUGCAUCGCUGAAGGCCUGCUGCAUACAGUACACUUGUAUCAUCGGUGGUUUUGCUUCACUCUCACCUCAGCAUCUUCCUUAGACUUCACUCAGUGUCUCUUUCUGGCAUCUUCUAUCUUGAUUUCAGGAGGAUUUAGAAGUGUUCAACGGCUAUGGCUACAAAUAAGGGUCGGACAAGUAGUUUCUCACGGAACUUUUCAGCUGCACCCACCUCUUCCAUACCUGGACUCAAGUAUGGACCAAAUGGCACAAUCUUUCUUUCAUCUGGCGUACCAGAUCUUGACAAGAUUUUAGGUGGAGGCUUCCAUUUAGGAAGUCUGGUGAUGAUCAUGGAAGACACUGAAGCACCUCAUCACAUGCUUUUGUUGAGGAAUUUCAUGUCUCAGGGAUUAGUACACAACCAACCUAUUCUUUAUGCAAGCCCGUCCACGAACCCAAGAGCUUUUCUUGGAACCUUGCCAACUAUGUUAGUGUCGAAAGAUGACAGAUCUCGUAACACUGAUGCAGAACAGAAGGAUUUGCGGAUUGCUUGGCAAUACAAGAAGUACCUUGGGGAAAAUAAGCCACAUAUCGAGGAGCGAGAUGGGAAAGUAGAGUACUGCAAUGAAUUCGACCUACGGAAGCCCAUAGAAAAGCAUUUAAUAAUGGGAAAUCGUGUGGAGUGCAUUAGCCUUUUGGAUUGUUCAAGUCUUGCUGGAUUCCGCAAUAGUUGUUCAAAGUUUUUAUCUCAACUUCCAAGGUAUGAUGGAAAUAUUACAAGUGCAGGGCGAAUUGCCAUCCAAUCAUUGUGUGCUCCACAAUGUGAAUAUUUUGACAAGGAAUGGGAUAUGCUUUCCUUCAUUAGAUCAUUGAAAAGCAUGGUACGGUCUUCAAAUGCGGUUGCUUUUCUAACCUUCCCAGCUUCUCUUGUAUCACCGUCAGUGUCAAAAAGAUGGCAACAUCUGGCUGAUACCUUGUUGUCUGUUAAAGCAAUUCCAGAUGAGGACAAGGAGCUUGCUAAUCUCCUAACCGGUUACCAAGAUAUGCUUGGGCUCUUAAGUGUACAUAAGGUUGCACGUUUCAACACACAGGUUCCAGUAAUUCUAGAUGCAACAACGUACUCCAUAAAGUUGCAAAAACGACGAUCAUUGGUUUUAGAGUGUCUAAAUCAAGCACCUGUUGAUGGGUCAAGUGGGAGUUCUUAUGGCACUUCUGGUAGUUGUUCUGGCUCUUCUAAGACUGGCACCCUUGAUUUUUGAAGUUCGACUCGUUUGUGUAGCUGAGCUUUAUCCAGAAUGGUCACCAUGUCUAGCGGUUCGCCUUUUAGAACAUGUAUGAGUAGCCAUUUUUGUUGUGAGCACGUGGAGCAAAGACAACCGGGGUGUUCAUGGAAACAUCUCUACCCGUGGGGUAGAUGCAAGGUCGGGUUCAUUCGAUCUGGCCUUUACCUGAAGCCGAUGAGACCAUACCUUUUUAACCUUUUGCAGACAGAUGAACCCUGAAUGUCAAAAGUUAAUGUUGAAUGACCAAAACUGUAAAACUGGAGAUGGUGUUUAGAUGUGCUUAUAUUGUUUGUAGUUGUAAGCUUCACGUGAUAUGUUGUGGAAGUAUUUAAAUUUAA
Molecule: messenger RNA, 2855 nt
Organism: Cynara cardunculus var. scolymus (artichoke)
Lineage: Eukaryota; Viridiplantae; Streptophyta; Magnoliopsida; Asterales; Asteraceae
Product: elongator complex protein 4
Exons: 10
Coding region: 1408-2493 (361 amino acids)
Biological process (GO): tRNA wobble uridine modification
Cellular component (GO): elongator holoenzyme complex; transcription elongation factor complex; cytoplasm
Source: RefSeq, a predicted model, not a curated record